Molecule: messenger RNA, 4574 nt
Organism: Conger conger (European conger)
Lineage: Eukaryota; Metazoa; Chordata; Actinopteri; Anguilliformes; Congridae
Gene: gas7a
Product: growth arrest-specific 7a
Exons: 10
Coding region: 236-1246 (336 amino acids)
Biological process (GO): neuron projection morphogenesis; actin filament polymerization
Cellular component (GO): actin filament; cytoplasm; plasma membrane
Molecular function (GO): actin filament binding
Source: RefSeq, a predicted model, not a curated record
AGUUGCAGAGGGUUGGCGAGUACGUUCUCUCUCUCUGCCGAUUACCUUAGGACUCGGGUGACAGCUUGACUUCAGCGCUGCCUUUAUUAUCAUCGCCGUCUUGCUGAUUGCUCCUCUCACUACGCUUUGCCGCUGCCUGGGAAACGUACGGCAGUAACUGAAGCAAGGAUUUUCCAUUACAAAAACACAGAAAAAAAAAACAUUCACGUCUGAAAGCUCGCUCGAGACGACGGUCAUGUCUGACACGGAGGGCAGCUUUGACGAUCCCUCAUGUCUCUUUCCACAGAGCCCCGUGUCCAACUCGCCCUGCAGGAGACCCGACAAGGACACGAAGAUCACCAUUAACAGCGUAACCUUUCCGCUUCCCGCCACGGGCCCCGAGCAGCCGCUGCUGAAGCCCGGCGACUGGAGCUACUGCGACUAUUUCUGGGCUGAUAAAAAAGAUCCUCAGGGAGGCACGUGCAUCCCUGGCUUUGAGAUUCUUCUUCAGAAACAGCUGAAGGGCAAACAGAUGCAGAAAGAGAUGGCGGAGUUUAUGCGGGAAAGGAUAAAGAUUGAGGAGGAAUACGCCAAGAACCUCUCAAAGCUCUCCCAGAUUCCCCUGGCGGCACAAGAAGAAGGCACGCUCGGAGAUUCAUGGGCCCAGCUGAAGAAAAGCUUGGCAGACGAGGCUGAUGUCCACAUGAAGUUCUCCGCGAUGCUCCACAGCGAGGUGGAGAAACCUUUGCUGACCUUCAGAGAACACUUCAAAAAGGACAUGAAGAAAUACGACCACCACAUUGCCGACCUGCGGAAACAGCUGACCGGCCGUUACUCGGCGGUGGAGAAGUCCCGCAGGGCCCUGGCCGAUCGGCAGAAGGACCUGGAGGUGAAGACCCAGCAGCUGGAGAUCCGUCUCAGCAACAAGACCGAGGAAGACAUCAAGAAGGCCCGCAGGAAGUCCACACAAGCAGGCGAUGAUCUGAUGCGCUGUGUGGACCUUUACAACCAGGCCCAGUCCAAGUGGUUCGAGGAAAUGGUCACCACCAGCUUGGAGUUGGAGAGGCUGGAGGUGGAGCGGGUGGAGAUGAUUCGGCAGCACCUGCGGCAGUACACCACCCUGCGGCACGAGACGGACAUGUUCAACCAGAGCACCGUAGAGCCGGUGGUGCAGCUGCUGCAGACGGUGGACCCAGCCAAAGACAGAGAGCUCUGGGUGACGGAGCACAAGACCGGGGAGAUCCGCCCGGUGGACAUGGACAUCUAGACAAGGUCCCGUCUCGUCCGUCCUACAACACCAGAGGGCGCCCUCACUCCCUCAGAGACAGUAGACACCUCAACCCAUCAGAGCAGGGAGGGCCGGAACAUCAUCUCCUCCACUCACGGAGCUCCGUGUCUGUCGGUGCGUGACAGGAGAGCCUAUUUACUGGAGAGUACGACGGAGCAAAAUCUUCUACAGUGUGCUCGCAGACCUCUGUUCGGUUUGUGUCUCGUUCUAGAACAUCGGCGCCCAAUCGUGUGCCGUGGAGGCCUGAGAGGUUUUCAUUCCAGCCUGUCACCACUCCCCCUGAUCUCACUCAUUAGCACACUGUCACGCACACUGUCACACCCCCGGGAGGGAGAUGUGGCAGUUCCGGGUUUCCGCCGUUGUUACGUGGGGAGAGAGCGCACCCACACCAACACAAACAGAAAAAAAAAAAAAAAAGUAUUGGCAAAAGCAACAAACUAACACAACAAACUCCAAUGAGUCAUGCUUUCGGCAAGUUCUCCAGGUCUCGCCCUGUGGAGAAGAGCACACAUUUAAGCACCUGGGCUGAUUACAGUAGCUAACACAACCCGGGUGCAUGUGCUCCCUCCACCCAUAGGUGUGUAGCUUAGUGGUUAAGGUAAAUGACUGGGACCCGCAAGGUUGGUGGUUCGAUCCCCAAUGUAGCCACAAUAAGAUCUGCACAGCCAUUGGGCCCUUGAGCAAGGCCCUUAACCCUGCAUUGCUCCAGGGGAGGAUUGUCUCCUGGUUAGUCUAAUCAACUGUACGUCGCUCUGGAUAAGAGCGUCUGCCAAAUGCCAUUAAUGUGUGGCUUCACCAGACCAAAUGCCACACACACCUUCAACUUCAGAGGAGGGAGCUAAUUAGUGAGAUCAGCAGGCAUACUCUCAGUCCUCCAUGGCACAUGAUUGGGUGCCGCUGUUCUAGUGCGUUUCUUUAAGGCAGGGAUAGCGACGACUGUUAUCUCCAAGGUCCGCAUGUAUUCAUGCGUCGAGCAUCACUCCCAUUACUGUCCUUGCAUGACCUUGUUCAGAGACUGCCCAUUGACGUGUACAUGUUGAAUUUGUCCAAUUUGUCAGUUUUUCUAUUAACUGCUAAUAGGUUUGUGAUAUGUGUAAGAACACAAAUCAUCAGGAAGAAUAUUUACAUCAGCGUCAUUUCCUGCCCACCAAGUCUUCGUUUUUAUAGCCUCAUAAAAAUAUAAUUUGUUUUCAAGACAACUUCAGGUUUUAAAAAGACAUCUCCCAUCAUGUCCAAGAAAGAGACUUGAAGGAAUAUGAAUGUUUGAAAGAAAUAAUGAUACAAAAAGUGCUGAAAAGGGUACAAAUGCUUGUCACUGGGGUGGUACCCUAUAAAAUAAAGUACAGAAAAAAACAUUACAUUACAUUACUGUACUUUCAGCAUACAUUUAGGAAAUGUUAUCCUUUAAGAACAAAACUGUACCUCCACUUUAUUUCUGAGAGCGAAGAUGCUUGCUGGUAAAAUAAAAUUGCGUUCUUAGAGCAGCAUCAGGAUUUGAUGGCUUUUAGCAAUCUCAGAAUGCCGGCAAUGUCACCUGGUGCUCUUGACCACUUCAUUCUCAAAUAAUCUUUAUCCUAAAUACUGGAAGUUAAUUAAUUGAUUCUUAUAAUGUGUACAUUUUCACACUUCUGUAGUUAGAUUUUACAGUUCAGUAGGUACAGGAUAUGAAGAUACUAAAAUGUUAAAUAUUUGAAAGACACACAGUCCAGGAUGCGUGGGUCCAUCAAGGCCAUCUGCAAAGACCAGUGGACAUUCCUGACAUAAUCAUAUGCCAAAAAUUCUUAACCAUUGUUGUCUGUAUUUUUCCAUUCCUUAGCAGACUUUGUUUGAUGUGGCUCAUUGCAGGGUAAGCUUACAUAGCAUUGAGGAAAACUCAGUGAUUUUCCUCUUUGGUCUUCUUUGCCAACUGACUGUUACAAUAGCUACACAGGCCCUUGGAUACCAUCUUCCAUGGGCACACAGUGAUGAUGUCACAGCAGACAUCUUACUGAUAGAUCAUUCAAGGGGAAAACAUACCCCUGAUGUUUGGUGCUUGGAUCACCAUUACACUUUUGUAAAUACUGUGCAUUUUUAAUCAUCCUGUUUGCAGGCAGUUAAUGUUUCAGCAUUGACAUUUGGGACAGAUGGAUGUCAGUCCUCUGGCUUAUUUUUUAAAUAAUUUUUUACUUGUACUACCCGAUGCUAAAACUAGGUCAUUUGUGUUAGCAGUUCAGAUUUCAGCAGUUUGGAGCAGAGAAGAGUCUGGAUGUCAGGAUGCAUAUUUUUCAUGCCUACAGCAUGUUUUUAUGUCUGCCUGAACCAUAUAAUAAGUUUGUAUUCAUCAGUAAAGUAACCUCAUGUGUAUUUCCAAAGGAUACGUAGCUGAAUGACUGUUUUAAUGAACAGUUCCUGUAAUGGUAAUGUGGUACAGAUUUUGAAAAGAAUGAAAUGUUGCCAAUGAGAAAAACAGAGUACAUUUCAGACAAAAUGUUCUCAGUUCAGAUUAUUGUAUUUUCUUUUGGGUGGUUUUGCCAAAUUUAGUGAAAUUUUAACGGAAGCAACAUGCAGCACUGAAUCGAAAUUAAAUAUAUUACUGACAGUUGAGGGAAGUUAGGAAUUGAUCUGUAUGUGGAGAGAAUUACUAAAGGUUGCAAAUACACCAAAAGAGAUGGGUACAGAAAUGACAUUGAAAUUAUUUUACAUAAGAAUUAUUUUUAUACAAAGCCUAGCAUAUAACAUAACCAAUUAUUUUAUCUUAUUUCUCAGAAUAAAUUAACCUUUUUGCAUGUAACAACCAUUAAAUUACUCAUUAAACAUUAAACAUGUUUUUUGCAAGAAUACUCAAAGAAAUGUAGAUAUAAAUGUUCUUGUUCAAAGGGUGUAUUGUAACUUACUGUAAAUUUGUGGAAAGUGUAAUUUUGCUAACUGGAUGUGUUUGAACUGUGACAUGAGCUUUGAAAUCAAUUGACUACGGAAAAGAUUGUAAACAGUAAUUUAAUGGAUAUUUGGUGAUUGUUUUGUAUUAAUAUGAGAUAUAUAUUAAAUCAGAUGUUAAAGGAUUUGAGUUCUUUGAGACAUUGUCAAGUCAUGUUAAUAUACGUGCUUGUGUGUGUCUAUAUUAUCUCAAUGUGUGUCUGCGUUUUCACAUGUAAUGUACCAUGUCAGAGAAUAGGAUUUUAAAAAUCAAAGAAUUGCUUUUCAGCCAUUAACAGCAACAGAGACAGUGUUUUACAGGCAUUUACAUUGCUUUAGUCACUUGUGACAGUAAACUAUUUGUAAAAUAUUGAUAUUGUCAGUCAUAAAAUAUAAAAUGUUUGUCCAUUGACCA